CUCUCUGCUGAUUUCUCCCUUCUUUGACGUUGCUCAUUACUUUGCUGGAGAGUGAUUCACUUCUCUUGCUCCAGCAUCGCCAGAUCCAUUGAGCUCCUCAGAGCGUUUUCUUUUGCCGUCCUUCCUGACAUCUGACGAGAACGAUGUAUUGUUGACCAAUACUUUCCGAUCAGUGAACUCAUCUUUAGCCUGAAGUUCACCAUACAUAUACUAUGCAGUCUGGACUGUGAUAUUGUUGAAGUCUGUGCUCCUGCGCCAAAAGGACUAAGCAUACGAAAAGUCCGACCAGAUCUACAGCUAAGAUGGUUGACACUUUGCAUCCCCCAGAGUCAGUCAUUGCAACCUGGCCCAAACCAAACUAUAUCGAUCCCCAGAGCAGAGGCCCAGCCUUGGAGUAUGUGUGCAUCAUCUUCGCCGCGGUAGGCACAGCAACCGUCACAGCUCGAAUCUACUCGCGGCUCUUCAUCACCAAAGCCCCUGGUUUCGACGACCUCCUCAUCGUCCUCGCUCUUCUCUUCCUCAUCGCUCUAUCGGUCCUUGUGGCGAUUGGCAACAGGGUUUACUUCAUCGGUCGCCAUGUCUGGGACAUUCCGAUCGAAACAUUCGUCGGAUCCCGGCUCAACAUCUGGGUCAGUCUGUGGUGCUUCGUUGCCGCCAGCACCCUGAUCAAGGUCAGCGUGCUCUUGUUCUAUCGUCGCCUCAGCGUCAAGUUCAGCAGGGCUUUUCUCAUAGCCACCUGGGUCGGCAUCGCCUACAACGUCCUCUACCUCGUAUCCUUCGCACUAGGAAUCCUCCUGCUCUACGACCCCAUCCACGCCUAUUGGAAGAGCUUCGAUCCCGUCUGGGCUGCCACGCAUCACUGGCAUAACGGUGCCGAGGGUGUCGCAGUGCCGGCCUCGGCUGCGUUCAGCGUACUAGGCGAUCUCUACAGCACACUUCUCCCGCUGAUCCUGGUUUACAAUCUCGACCUUCCCAUCAGACAAAAAAUGGCCUUGUACGUCCUGUUCGCCCUUGGAUUCAUGGCGGUAGCGGCCGGUCUGGUCAGGACCGUGUUACUGUACAGACUCCUCAAUGUCGACUACGAUUUUUCGUGGCAGUUGUGGGUUACCUGGAUAUGGUCACUGCUGGAGCUGUAUCUGGGUCUCUUUGCCGCCAGUGCUCCUGGUCUCAAGCCAUUCUUCCGGCGAAUCUUCGUCGACUCGAUUAAUAGUCUAGCCAAGAAUUCCCGUGGACGAUUGGGUGGCAGCAGUGGUGCGCAGCUUGACCAAAAAGGCACAUGGGUCUCCGAGACACAAACUUCGAAAGGACAUAUUAGCGUCAGUAUGUCUGUGGACGUGGAGAGGAUAGGGAUGGCUUACGGUGGAGAUGACCAUAACGCCCGAGAGAUGGGGUUCUUGCGGGACAUUGAACAGGACAAAACACGACACUUCGAGCUCCGCGCCAGUCGGGACGGCAAGAAGAUCAUUCCGAUGCAGGUCUUCAAGCAAGCUGAUGGCAGCACAACACCAUCAGUAACCGCAAACCCGUUCGCGGACGAGCAGGCGCAGUCCACUUCGACGCCGCGGACGAACUGGCCCAUGCCGCCGCUGACCAGCAACCCUCCACCACGACCCCGACGAAGCAACGAGUAUCUUCCAUCCCUCGUACCGCAACAUCCUCUGCACGUCGGUCUCCACUUUGACAAGUCGAAGCAGGCGGAGGACGGCACGAGACCGCCGACGAGAGGAGGCAGUGUGAGAGCCGCCAGACUGAGAGCACAAGAGCAACAAAACAGCCCAUCACCGAGCCGUGGAUCCGGCCUGAACCCUAGACCAUUCGAGGAUCAUCACGAUGGCUUAGGCGCUGGAUCGAAGCUCGAGUCUCCAAGCGAUACAGAAGACGAGGUGUCAAUUUACAACGAUGAUAUUGCGCCAUACAACAGGAUCGUGACGUCGAGUAGCGUGCAGACAAGAGAACUCAGCUCCAGUGAUGAGACUUUGCAUCUGCCCAGGAUGGGUAGUAGAAGUCCUGAUAGAAGAAGGGCAACCACUACAACCACCAGGGGUGGGAUUGGAUAUGCAGCAUGAUUCUGAUGAGGGAAUUGUAUGAUUGAUGAUAGAACUGUGAGAUGUCAGGCAGGCGGCGGGAAAGUCCUGACACGCUGAUCCUGUGUAUAAAGAAGGACCUUGUGUCCUAAGGACUUGAUGUCCGUGUUUAGCACCCGAAACCCUGUUGAGUAUGUUCCUUGCAACAUCUGCACUGU
This is a messenger RNA of Exophiala viscosa, 2242 nucleotides long. RefSeq lists its product as uncharacterized. Bases 303 to 2066 code for a protein of 587 amino acids. The record is from RefSeq and is a predicted model, not a curated record. Lineage: Eukaryota; Fungi; Ascomycota; Eurotiomycetes; Chaetothyriales; Herpotrichiellaceae. The transcript is spliced from 2 exons.